Messenger RNA from Bactrocera neohumeralis, 1611 nucleotides. RefSeq names its product probable dolichyl pyrophosphate Man9GlcNAc2 alpha-1,3-glucosyltransferase (gene gny). Lineage: Eukaryota; Metazoa; Arthropoda; Insecta; Diptera; Tephritidae. The transcript has 4 exons. Gene Ontology annotation, biological process: protein N-linked glycosylation. Bases 90 to 1544 code for a protein of 484 amino acids. The record is from RefSeq and is a predicted model, not a curated record. Gene Ontology annotation, cellular component: endoplasmic reticulum membrane. Gene Ontology annotation, molecular function: dolichyl pyrophosphate Man9GlcNAc2 alpha-1,3-glucosyltransferase activity.
UGUUUUAUAUAGUAAACAAACUUAAAAACCAAGAUACCGGUGUAAACUUGUAGAUGGCGUGGCAUAUAAAUUAAAUAAUAAAAAUUACUAUGAUUAACGCCAAUAUUCUAGCUGCAAUAAGUGCCGCUAUUGCUGUAAGAUCUAUUGUGUCACUAUAUUCAUAUUCUGGACAAGGAAAGCCGCCAAUGUAUGGCGAUUACGAAGCACAAAGGCAUUGGCAAGAAAUCACAACAAACUUGGAGCCUAAAUAUUGGUACAGAAACACAAGUGAAAAUGAUCUAUUAUACUGGGGAUUAGAUUAUCCACCUGUGACAGCAUAUCACAGCUAUUUAUUGGGUAUUGUCGCCGGAAAAUAUAAUGAGAGUUUUGUUGAAUUGACCAAAUCACGUGGUGUGGAAUCCGAUGAACACAAAACAUUUAUGCGUUUAAGUGUAUUGCUUGCUGAUGUUGUUAUAUAUCUGCCAGCUUUGCUAGUACUUUGUAAAGUGAUUUUAAAUCAACAAAAUAAAAAAUCAAUGCUCGUCUAUCUUAUAGCAAUGAUUUUGUAUCCUGGACAAAUUCUCAUAGAUAACGGACACUUUCAGUACAAUAACAUAUCGCUUGGUUUCUUUUUGAUUGCUAUAGCUGCUAUAUGUAAAGAAAAACAUUAUAUAGGCUCAUUCGCAUAUACAUUAGCAUUGAACUAUAAACAAAUGGAGCUUUAUCAUGCCUUUCCAAUUUUUAUUUAUCUGCUCCGCACAAGCCUUGACCAAAAGAGUUUUUCCCAAAAGCUUAAAAAGUUCUCAUUAGUAGCCACAAUUGUUGUAAGCACAUUUGUUGUAUUAUGGUUGCCUUGGCUACGAUCGCUGGACUCAAUUUUAGAGGUGGUGGGACGUCUCUUUCCCAUUGGACGUGGUGUGUUUGAAGAUAAAGUUUCAAACUUUUGGUGUGUCGUAAAUGUCGUUUACAAAAUUAAAAACAAAUUGUCAAAUCAACAAAUGGCUAUACUGUGCUUAGGUGUUACUGCUGCUUUUGUGCUCCCAAUUAACGUUCAUCUCUUCUUCAAUAAAAGAAAAGAAACUUUCUUGUUAAGUUUGGUGAGCACAGCCAUGACUUUUUACUUGUUCUCAUUCCAGGUUCAUGAAAAGUCUAUACUACUUGUCGCUGCCCCCGCAUUAUGUUUAUUAAAUAGCUAUCCACUGGAAACCUUAUGGUUUUUGGAAGUUACUGUCUUCAGUAUGUUUCCUCUAUUUAUAAAAGAUGGCCUGGCAAUGCCAUUUUUUGUGCUGCUGUUUAUUUAUCAUGUCUGCGGUAAAGAUAUUAUUUUGAAAGAAUUUAAUUAUCGACAAUUUAAAAAUAGAGUUAUGUCAGCUAUCUUCUCUAUGUCUGUAUAUUCCAUGUUUGUAAUUUCAUGUGUGUCAUUGUUUGCACCUGCGCCCGCGAAAUAUCCACACAUUUGGUCUUUACUGAUUAGUGUUUAUAGUUUUGUACACUUCUUCUUAUAUUUUUGUUUCUGCAUUUGGCAACAAUUUGUAAAUGAUUUUACAAAAACAAAAGCUGCGUGAGAAAUCAUUAUUGUUAAAUUAACAAAAGUUGAAAACAAAAAAAUAAAACAUCGAUACACACACGAAA